AAACAAAGAACCUUAGUGUCCGUGUUAGACACCUUCACUCUGUUUCAGCUUCAACCACUUUGGUCAGUUCCUAAUUCCCUAAAUUCUACCUUUUCUCUUAUUUCUUCUUACCCUUUAAUCAUUCUUCACGGUUUGUUGAUUCCUGAUGCUUUUCAUCAACUGGGUUUUCACAAAGUUUCAGUCUUUUUCACGAAAUCUUCACUGAACUUUUUUGUUCGCAGCAUUUCCCCUGUUUUGAAACUCUAUUCUUCUUUGUUCGCUGGGUAGUUUCUUAAAACACGCAAUUAUACUUUUUUAUUCUAUUCUCUGUUUGUUUCUCUCAGUUAUCUUAUAAAGGGUCAUCGGUUUUCGCAACUGGGUUAUAAAAUUUGGCAUCCUUCUCCGUGUGUUUUUGCAUGCAGGAAAGUGCUUAACCAAACUCUGGUUCCGUUUCCUCUGUUCUUCAGCACAAACAGAACUCUUGUUUCCGUUGAUCACUAAAAAAUAAUGGCCAUAAAGACAACUGAAUUGUUGAAAGGGUGCGCAUCGCAGGAAGAGAUAAUGGAAGUACUUGCUGCGGUGGCUUCGGAUUUGGGGGAUGCGAUUGAUGAUGUGAACACCUUGCAAGUGAUUCCGUUGAAGGGUGCAAUGACCAAUGAGGUUUUUAUGAUAAACUGGCCAACCAAUAAAGAUGGUGAUCUCAGAAAAGUUCUACUUCGUUUGUACGGUGAUGGUGUUGACGUUUUCUUCGACAGGGAAGAAGAAGUUCGAACCUUUGAGUGCAUUUCAGAGCAUGGUCAAGGUCCACGCCUUCUUGGCAGGUUUGCAUCUGGCAGAGUUGAAGAGUUCAUUCAUGCCAAAACUCUUUCGGCUGCUGACAUUCGUGACCCCGAAAUAUCUGCUCUGAUAGCUUCUAAGAUGAGAGAGUUCCAUAGUCUUCAUAUGCCUGGACCAAAGAAGGUUCAGAUUUGGCAGAGAAUGAGGAAGUGGCUUGGUCAAGCCAAAAGUUUAUGCUCUCCAAAGGAUAUAAAAGUCUUUGGUUUGGACAAUCUGGAUGAGGAAAUAAAUACACUUGAGAAGAAGUUAUCAGAAGGAUAUCAAGAAAUUGGUUUUUGUCACAACGACCUACAAUAUGGUAACAUAAUGAUGGAUGAAGAGACAAGAUCAGUCACUCUAAUUGAUUAUGAAUAUGCCAGUUAUAAUCCUAUUGCAUAUGAUUUGGCAAAUCAUUUCUGUGAAAUGGUGGCAAAUUACCACACUGACACACCUCAUGUUCUUGACUACAACAAGUAUCCAGGACUAGAGGAGCGUAAAAGGUUUAUCCGCGUCUAUCUGAGUUCUAAAGGCAAGAAACCAAGUCAUGCUAAAGUGAACCAGUUAGUGAAAGCUGCAGAAAAAUACACUCUUGCUAACCAUCUAUUUUGGGGUUUGUGGGGACUUAUUUCGAGUUACGUCAAUAAAAUAGACUUUGACUACAAGGACUAUGCAAGGCAAAGGUUUCAGCAAUACUGGUUAAGGAAGCCCACUUUACUGGACUCACCAAGCAUCGUUUCUCAAGCAGGAAUUGUGAAUGGAUCAUUGGCAUCCUUCACGUGAUUUUGCUUCUAAUGUCUUAGUGGAGUUUAGUCUUAGUAUAUAUUUAUUAAUAACAUUGCAGCAUCCUAUAUGUAAAUAAUAUAUAAUCACUCACAAUGCGUGAUGGGUUUUGGAAAUUUUAAUUAUGAUUUGCUGAUCAAUCCCGCUCUUUUGGAAUUGAGUUGGGGAAUGAAAUUGAGAAUAGUUGGUUUACAUUAUUUGCAAUAUCGAUGGGAUAAGCAUACAGAGGGCAGAUAGCUUUGUUUUGUCUUCUCAUCUAUUACACAUUAAAUAAUGGUUAAGCUUAUGAUUUGAUAUUAAUCACUCUGACACCACUUGCUUAAUGGUGCAUAAAAUAUUU
Messenger RNA from Abrus precatorius (Indian licorice), 1915 nucleotides. RefSeq names its product probable choline kinase 1. Gene Ontology annotation, cellular component: cytoplasm. The transcript has 7 exons. The record is from RefSeq and is a predicted model, not a curated record. NCBI's taxonomy places the organism in Eukaryota, Viridiplantae, Streptophyta, Magnoliopsida, Fabales, Fabaceae. The coding region runs from base 487 to 1575 and encodes 362 amino acids. Gene Ontology annotation, molecular function: choline kinase activity; ethanolamine kinase activity. Gene Ontology annotation, biological process: phosphatidylethanolamine biosynthetic process; phosphatidylcholine biosynthetic process.